Molecule: messenger RNA, 1822 nt
Organism: Harmonia axyridis
Lineage: Eukaryota; Metazoa; Arthropoda; Insecta; Coleoptera; Coccinellidae
Product: potassium/sodium hyperpolarization-activated cyclic nucleotide-gated channel 3-like
Exons: 1
Coding region: 42-1742 (566 amino acids)
Source: RefSeq, a predicted model, not a curated record
GACAGGUCCAUCUCAGAUCGAAUGUCCAAUUAGCUCUCGAUAUGUCGAAAUCACAAUCCAUAUCCGUCUUAAGAAAUUACCAUGACUGCGAUUUGGCACGAGGGUCUGAAAGUUAUCUACCAGGCUUACCAACCCAUGCAGCUACUUUGGCAAAAUGGAGCAGACAGAUAAGGAAGUACAUGAUACUGAGCAUGCACCAUCGCAAGACAAAACAAGUUUUUCGCAGUCACGCUGCCAUAAUAGGAGAAAGAGCAAGGCAUGCUCGUGGGACACAUAUUUUCAUAAUACAUCCCUUCAGUAUAUUCGCCAUUUACAGAGAGCAUUUCAUGUGCAUUCUGUGGAUGAUAUCUUUCGCCAUGGAUCCUUACAACGUCAGUUUUCACUACUCAGCUUAUCUAACUCCGAUAACGCUCCCUAUGCAGAUGUUCAUUGAUUUACUCAUAUUCAUCAACAUCAUCUUGGAAUUUUUCGUCGGUUUCUACGUGCCCAUAACCAAGGAAAUAGUGUUGGAACCGAAACAGAUCAGACGUAGAUAUCUGCGAACAUACUUUUUCGUCGAUUUAUUUUCAUGCUUACCCUACUACCAUAUAUUUUUGAUGUUGGGAUUGAUAAAGUUGAAUUCACGAUUCGACUUCAUUGGAAUGAUUAAAUUAAUCAGAAUUGUCCGUUUGAAUACUAUGAGUGAUUAUAUGAGAGACCUUUUCCUAGAAAUGAGCAUGAGAGAAUCUGCAAUCAAGUGGGUAAAGAUCUUCUUGAAGACAAUAUAUCUGAUACAUUGGUGGGCUUGUACCUUUCACGGUUUUCCCAUACUGUACAGCAAUGGUCACGUGAAUCUUUCCGAAGACUCGUGGCUUAAUAAGGCACAACUGUACAAAGAAGGAGCUGGCAUCAGUAUGGCAUAUAGAUACCUAAUUUGUCUACUGACUGCAACCAGUCAUUUUUAUGGCGCAAGUGAAGCCAAUCAACAUUUUAUAUUGCCUUUAGAAAGAGUCAUGGCAUCUCUCUGUGUAGUAUCUGGCUUUGCUUACUGUAUAUAUUUUGCUGCAACCUUUCUUCAGAUCUUCGGUUCUAUCAACAUAGCAGAUAGCAAGUAUGAUGAGUUGGUGUAUCAAUUGGAGACAUAUAGCAGGGUUAAGAAAUUACCAGAGAAUCUACAUAAAAGACUCAAAUCCUACUAUGAAUACAAAUUCCAAAAAAAAUUCUUCGAUCAAGAAGCCAUUCUGAGCACCCUCUCGGAACAUCUCCAAUAUGAGAUCUUGCUUUUCAAUUGUAGACAAAUAAUUGAAAAGGUGAUGGCGCUUCAAGGUUUAUCCAAGAGUGUGGUGGGUGGACUUAUAGCUAAUUUCAAAUUGGAGGUGUAUCUACAGAAUGAUGUUAUAAUCAAACAGGGCGAUCCUCCGUUCAAGAUGUACUUCAUUUCGCAUGGUACAGUGGCAGUGUAUUGGUCCAAUGGACAAGAACUUACCCAUCAUGAAGACGGAGACUUUUUCGGUUCGCUUCAAGAACCCAGUAUUGUUAGCGUUGUUGCUGCAGAGAUUACCGAGACAUUUUCUAUGGAUGUGAUGGACGCGAAGUAUAUUUUCAAGUUGGAAAAAGAAGUAUCGGAGAGAAUGAACCAACUGCAAGCCUCCAAACAGGCAGAAUACCGAAGUUUAGCGCAGAUUUUGGAUGACGUGGAUGGUAAAAGUGUAUUGAUGGAAUUGAGAAGAGGCUAUAUAUUGGAAAAACGGCGAUUGAGAUGAAAAUAGUUAUGUUAUUUAGAAUGUAAGAAUUCGAUUGAUUUGUCUUUUGAUUCACUGUAUUUCAAUUAUUAUUAUAUAGA